ACUCUUUAACAAAUUGAACGGAAAUAAAAGGCCUUCUCAUUUAACUAGGAGACCGAUAGAAGAAAGGACUUGAGCUCCUCCUCCUCCUUAACGCAGGGCGAUCCUUGUUCUCCCAUUGACGACCCAAGUUCGUCAACCAAAAACCCUAGAUUGAAGUCAGAAGCUGCGUUCCGACUCGAAACCCGGGAAAGAUGUUUUUUGAAGGAUUUGGUUACCAUGGGACUUCCUUUGAGCAGACUUAUCGAUGUUACCCGGCAUCCUUUAUUGAAAAGCCACAGAUUGAAGUUGGCGAUAAAAUUAUAAUGCCUCCGUCGGCUCUUGAUCGUCUUGCAUCUCUUCAUAUUGAUUACCCUAUGCUGUUUGAGCUACACAAUGCUGCCACUGAGAGAAUUUCACAUUGUGGUGUCCUGGAAUUUAUCGCGGAAGAAGGGAUGAUUUAUAUGCCAUACUGGAUGAUGCAAAAUAUGCUUCUGCAAGAGGGAGACAUUGUCCGUGUCAAGAAUGUAACACUUCCAAAGGGUACAUAUGUCAAGCUGCAGCCUCACACAACAGACUUCCUCGAUAUAUCAAACCCAAAGGCCAUCUUGGAAACAACAUUAAGAAACUUCUCAUGUUUAACAACCGGUGACAGCAUCAUGGUAGCUUAUAACAAUAAAAAAUACUACAUAGAUAUCGUGGAGACAAAGCCUUCUUCUGCAAUAAGCAUUAUUGAGACAGACUGUGAGGUGGAUUUUGCGCCGCCUCUUGAUUAUAAAGAGCCAGAACGACCUCAACAACCCUCUAUCCCAUCAAACAAAGCACCGGCCCAAGUUCAAGAGGCUGAACCUGAAGAACCAAAAUUCAGCCCCUUUACUGGAGCUGGAAGGCGAUUAGAUGGGAAGCCUUCAAAGAAUCCAGCCCCGGCGAGCUCUUUGCCUUCAAAACCAGCUCAGCCUGAAGCAUCUAGCAGCGCGAAGCAGCCUGCAUCAUCUACUUCUCAGAGUGGCUCUUCAAGGCAAACUGCAGGGAAGCUUGUAUUUGGUUCUAAUGCAAAUACUGCUCCGAAAGAAGCACAGAAGGCACCAACGAAAGAAGAGCCGCCAACGAAGGAAGAGCCAAAGUUCCAGGCUUUUACCGGGAAGAAAUAUUCAUUGCGGGGCUGAUCAUGUCACCGCGAUGCAUGCUUCUCUUUCUUCCGUAGGCAUCAAGAAGCAUCAGAUUGUGCUAGGAUUUAAAGGGAAUGUAUCUGAAAAAAUAUUUAUUUCCUCAACUCUGCAUAGUUUGUGAUUUCAAAGAUAACACCUACCUUAAAAUCUGUCAUAUUUAUUGGGCGCAAAACUGUUCAAGAGCUAUGGGUGCGUUGUGGGGACUCCUGCAUAUUGACUGCAAACGUUCUCAUGAAAUUGAGGAUUACAGAUACAUCACUUAUUAAUCCUGUCUUUGUGUUGUAUGAUUACAUUCCUUUGGUAUGAGGUCUGUUUCUUUGGAA
Messenger RNA from Asparagus officinalis (garden asparagus), 1468 nucleotides. Its product is annotated as ubiquitin fusion degradation protein 1 homolog. Gene Ontology annotation, molecular function: polyubiquitin modification-dependent protein binding. Bases 192 to 1142 code for a protein of 316 amino acids. The transcript has 10 exons. Lineage: Eukaryota; Viridiplantae; Streptophyta; Magnoliopsida; Asparagales; Asparagaceae. Gene Ontology annotation, cellular component: VCP-NPL4-UFD1 AAA ATPase complex. The record is from RefSeq and is a predicted model, not a curated record.